AUGUCUCGUCCACAUCCCCUUGACGCCACAUUAUAUGCGCUGACAGAGGACGAAGUUGCGUUCUUCAAAUCCCAAACUGGGAUAGAAGAUGACGCUGCGCUCAAGAGCCACAUCGUUUCCGUGCAGGAGGAAGCUUACAAGAUAUGCCCUUAUCCAUGCAUUCGUCGAUUCGCAUUCACGAAGAUGUACAUUUCGACAUAUCCGUGCUACGACGACUUCCUGAAACUUGGAAAAGAGCGCAAAGGAGCUAUCUACGCUGACAUUGGAUGUUGUUUUGGCAAUGAUCCUAGAAAAGCAGUCAUGGAUGGCUAUCCCGUCGAGCAGGUGCUAGCCUCUGACUUGCGUCCUGAAUUUUGGGACCUUGGACACAAGCUGUUCAAGAGCACGCCUGAUACUUUCCCGGCACGUUUCAUCCCUGCGGACAUCUUCCAACUGAAAGAUUUGCCGAAGAAAGAAGCAGGCUCUGUCCCUGAACUUUCCCAGGUGCAAUCCAUAGGCGAACUCCGAGGAAGUAUCUCUGCCAUCCACGCCUCGGCUCUCUUUCAUCUCUUUGACGAAGAAGGGCAAUUUGAGCUUGCGAAGAUUAUGGCUGCUUUGCUGUCGUCUGAGCCCGGAUCCAUGAUAUUUGGAUCACAUGGCGGUCGACCUGAGAAAGAGUUGGCGAUCUUUAUGGGAUGGCGAAAUAUUCCCAGAGGUACUGUUCGUGUUGACGUAUCAUUGCUGGAAACGGAACGCCGAGAUAUGAUAACAAUCGAUGCUGGUGUCAAGCAAUACCUUCUCGUUUGGUGUAUAACGGUUCUGUAA
Messenger RNA from Desarmillaria tabescens, 804 nucleotides. RefSeq lists its product as uncharacterized. The record is from RefSeq and is a predicted model, not a curated record. The coding region runs from base 1 to 804 and encodes 267 amino acids. The transcript is spliced from 6 exons. NCBI's taxonomy places the organism in Eukaryota, Fungi, Basidiomycota, Agaricomycetes, Agaricales, Physalacriaceae.